GGGUGCAAAAAGUUGACGGGGCAUAUCUGGUUUCUGUCAGAGCUCCGUAUCGGUUGUCGGUAAGUCUUAAGGUUUCUUUUCGUUCUUUCCCAGUGAAAUUCUCGCUGGUAGUCUUCCACUGGCUUUUGCCUCCGAAGCUAAGGCCUGUCUAUGCAAUGUGUCUGUCGCGCUAUGGUGAACAUAGUUGAGGGAGCUGGCACCCUUGCACAUCACAGCUGAAGAGCUUCACAGUCUAGAUGAAUCCGAGGCUCAACGUUGCAAUGUUUUCCAUAUCGCGAAUAUCACUCCGUUCUAAUAUCAAAAACUCUUGUACCUUCUCUCUGGAAUUACUGCGAAUAGCUCGUUCAAUUCUUUAUAUGUACUUAAUUCGUAAAUAGAUCACUUAUACUAACAUCGUGACAGUGACUCGAAAUGAGGCAAGUCAACUUGCUAAGAGGCCCCCUGAGGGCGGCAUGCAACCCUUCAUCUGGCACAACGAGAUGUGUCUCAGCGGCAUCGCCAUCUCGAUUGGGCUUGCAGGCACACCGCAAGCCUAGCACACAUCUCACUCUUCGGAGCUCAGCCCAUCAGCAGCACACAGCUCUCCACACCACCACGAAACGCCUCACAACUGCCAUUGCUCCAGACACCCCCGAACCAGCAUCACCCGAAGCUGUGUACUCGCCGCCCACAACCGGUAUCAUCUCUUACCUGCCCGCAUCAUGGGUUCCCUAUGCAGAACUCACCCGCAUCGACAAGCCGGCGGGCACUUACUACCUCUUCUUCCCCUGUCUCUUCUCGACUCUAAUGGCCGCGCCGAUGGCCAUGCCCAUGGCAUCUCCGGCCUCUGUCAUUGGAACUUCGCUCCUGUUCUUCUCGGGAGCCCUCAUCAUGCGAGGCGCGGGCUGCAGCAUCAACGACCUGUGGGACCGUAACCUCGAUCCGCAUGUCACGAGAACGAAAUUCCGGCCCAUCGCGCGAGGCGCCAUCACUCCUUUCCAGGGUCUCGCGUUCACCGGCGCCCAGCUCCUGGCCGGACUGGGCAUCUUGGUCCAGUUCCCCACGUCCUGCCUCUGGUACGGCAUCCCGAGUCUACUCUUCGUGGCCUCCUACCCCCUGGCGAAGCGGGUCACCUACUAUCCCCAGGCCGUACUGGGCCUCACCUUCUCCUGGGGUGCGAUGAUGGGCUUCCCAGCUCUCGGAAUCGACUUGUUAUCCAACAGCGCGGCCUUGACGGCUGCCGGGCUUCUGUACACAUCGAAUGUCGCCUGGACAAUUCUGUACGAUAUGAUCUACGCCCACAUGGACAUCAAGGAUGACGUCAAGGCGGGCAUCAAGAGUAUCGCCCUCAAGCACGAUGCCGAGACCAAGCAGGUUCUUACGGGUCUGGCUGCGGUCCAGCUGAGUCUUUUGGGUGCUGCCGGGUUCGCAGCUGGUGCGGGUCCAGCCUUCUUCGUUGGCAGCGUCGGUGGAGCGGCGGUGACACUCGGUGUCAUGAUCAAGCGGGUCAACCUGAAGAGCGUUAAGGACUGCUGGUGGUGGUUCAUUAACGGUUGUUGGAUCACUGGUGGCGUCAUCAGCUUGGGUCUCGCGGCCGAUUACACUGUAAGAUACGUUCAAGGCGGGAACGAGGAUGCUGCCGGUCAGAAGCAGCUGGAGUAGGGAACUCUAAAAAAACGGCGUAUAGAAAGAUGCCAGGAGAAAACUUGUACCAACAUCGUCUGUAAAUUUCAUAGCA
Messenger RNA from Colletotrichum scovillei, 1717 nucleotides. RefSeq names its product 4-hydroxybenzoate polyprenyl transferase. The transcript has a single exon. The coding region runs from base 412 to 1641 and encodes 409 amino acids. Gene Ontology annotation, cellular component: mitochondrial inner membrane. The record is from RefSeq and is a predicted model, not a curated record. Lineage: Eukaryota; Fungi; Ascomycota; Sordariomycetes; Glomerellales; Glomerellaceae. Gene Ontology annotation, molecular function: 4-hydroxybenzoate polyprenyltransferase activity. Gene Ontology annotation, biological process: ubiquinone biosynthetic process.